Acanthochromis polyacanthus (spiny chromis) is the source of this 4321-nucleotide messenger RNA. It is a transcript of the gene kif19, whose product is annotated as kinesin family member 19. Bases 490 to 3534 code for a protein of 1014 amino acids. Gene Ontology annotation, biological process: microtubule-based movement. Lineage: Eukaryota; Metazoa; Chordata; Actinopteri; Pomacentridae. The transcript has 21 exons. Gene Ontology annotation, molecular function: ATP binding; microtubule binding; microtubule motor activity. The record is from RefSeq and is a predicted model, not a curated record.
ACAGAAGAGGAGACAUUUAUUUUCUAAUCGGACGUGGGGCUGCUGGGGUGAACAGUAGCGGACUUGAUGCUGCCGUUGGAGUUCCAGGAUCUCCAGGGACGACGAGCACGAACACAAACACACGGAGAAACCCACAGCAGCAGCGAGGACACACCGGGGAAGGAACGGAGCAGGCCGCUGCGUGGGGAGAAAAAAGCAGAGCGUCAAACCACCGGAUGAGCUGCGGAGCGUCGACGCACUUUGAAGGGCAGAGGAAGCGACAGUAUCCGGGACAGUAGGACAGAUAGAGGUCGCUGAGUGAGGGAGGAACCACGGGAGGCUGUUCAGUUGUGUUGUUGUUGGGAGGAGAGCAUUAGGCUGAGCACUAGCUGUGAGUGUGUGAGGACGGUGGGCUGCAGGUGUGUAGAGGAGGAGGCAUGCAGGUAUCUACAGGAAACACGAUGGUCCUCUGCUGAUCAUCACUAUCCUUCAGUCUGACCCAAAGAGAACAUGAAGGACACAGGGGAGUCCAAGGACCACCAGCUGACGGUCGCUUUGAGAAUCCGACCCCUCAGCGAUGCCGAGCAGGAGGAGGCAGCUACCGUCGUGGCCCACAGAGUGGACGACCAGGUGGUGGUUCUGAUGGACCCCAUGGAGGACCCAGAUGACAUCCUGCGUGCCAACCGCUCCAGGGAGAAGACGUACAUGUUCGACGUGGCGUUUGACUUCUCAGCCAGUCAGGAGGAGGUGUACCGAGCUACGACCAGAGGGCUGAUUGAAGGCCUCAUUUCAGGCUACAAUGCCACUGUGUUUGCCUAUGGACCUACAGGAUGUGGGAAGACGUACACCAUGUUGGGGACAGACAAGGAGCCCGGCAUCUACGUUCGAACGCUCAACGAUCUGUUCCAUGCCAUCGAGGAGACCAGUGAUGACAUGCUCUACAGCGUCUCCAUGUCCUACCUGGAGAUCUACAAUGAGAUGAUCCGUGACCUGCUGAACCCAUCCUCUGGAUUCUUAGACCUCAGAGAAGACUCUAAGGGGGUGAUUCAGGUGGCUGGCAUCACAGAGGUGUCCACCAUCAAUGCUCAGGAGAUCAUGGAGCUGCUGAUGAAGGGCAACAAGCAGCGAACACAGGAGCCGACGGCAGCCAAUCAGACGUCGUCUCGCUCCCACGCCGUGCUGCAGGUGGCCGUCAAACAGCAGAGCCGCUGUCGAGACGUUCUGCAGGAGGUCCGCUUCGCUCGCCUCUUCAUGAUCGACCUCGCCGGCUCUGAGCGAGCAGCACAGACUCAGAACAGAGGUCAGCGGCUGAAAGAAGGAGCUCACAUCAACCGUUCCCUCCUGGCUUUGGGAAACUGCAUCAACGCUCUGAGUGAUAAGAACGGAAACAAGUACGUCAACUAUCGGGACAGCAAGCUGACCCGCCUCCUGAAGGACUCUUUGGGUGGGAACAGCCGAACGGUCAUGAUCGCACACAUUAGCCCCGCCUCUGUGGCGUUUGAGGAGUCCCGUAACACGCUGACGUACGCUGACCGUGCCAAAAGCAUCCGAACACGGGUGAAGAAGAACCUGAUAAAUGUGUCGUACCACAUCGCCCAGUACACCAGCAUCAUCUCAGACCUGCGCUGUGAGAUCCAGCGGCUCAAAAAGAAGAUCGCAGAUCAAGCGAGCCGCCAGCUCGGCUCAGACCGGGCCGACAUCCGCAACGUCCAAGCCGAGGUCCAGGCUCAUUCCAGCCGGGCAGAGAUGGACCAUCUGAGGGAGCAGCUUCUGGAUGCUUUCCGCCAGCAGAUGGAGAUCAGGAAGAGCCUGAUGGAGCUGGAAAACAGCAACAUGGAGAUCCAGAUCGACACCUCCAAACACCUUCUAACCAUUGCAGACUGGGAACAGGAACGGAGUCGACGCAGGAGGAAGUGGCGCGCAGAAAGAAGGAAGGAAAGCGUCAAUAAGGAUGAAAGCGAGAAGGACUCGGACUCUCCGGAGUCUCCUCCAGACAGCACCGAGACCCAGGAGGUGGCGAUGGCUCGAGAAAACUUGGUGACGCUCAUGGCCGAGCAGAAGAAGAUCCAGAAGCAGAAGGCGUUGCUGGAGCGCAGGUUUGUGGAUCUCCGAGAUCGAGCCCGACGUUUGGAGGAGCUGCUGCCUCGACGGGUCAGCUCAGAGGAGCAGCGGGAGGUCCUGGGUCUCCUCUGUAAGGUCCACGAACUGGAGAUCGAGAACGCCGAGAUGCAGUCGCACGCCCUGCUCAAAGACAACGUCAUCCGGCAGAAGAAUGUGGUGGUGCAGCGCUUCGAGCAGCACAGACACCUGUGUGACGAGAUCAUCCAGCAGCAGAGACAGUUCAUUGACGACCACAGCCUGCUCGUCCCUCCACACCUCCAGGAACUCUACGACACGUACAUGAGGGAACUGGAUGAGAGGAAGCUGGACCGAGCUGUGGCUCUGGACAAAGUGACCACCAGACACACCAUCAAGGAGGGGUCUUUACCCAGGAUCACCCUGCCUGGUCAGACCCGGGACAACAUGCAGGACGUAGAUUCAGACCAGGAGAGCGUACGAAACACGUGUUCUGACAACAGGAGAGGUCACACCAAGAUCCGAAGACACACUUUACCUCCUAUUCUGCCUGAGCCUGAACUGGACAAUAACAGAGUUUUCAAAAGCAGCCCUCAUGCCAGGCAGAUGAAAAACUCGUCAGUGAUGACUCCACCUCCCAUCCACAUUAACGGGAAGGGCAACCGAGAGCUGCAGCCUCUGGUUCCUGAGGGUUUUCUGAGCUUCAGUCAUCUCAGCCACAGCGUCAGCAGCCACCUGGACUCCUCACCUGAGAGCAGCGAAGCCGGCGCUGAUAUUCCUUUGUCACGAAAUGAACGUCAGCAGAUCCUAAAGGGGGUUCAGAACAUCGUAGUGAAAGCAGCUCGUCGUCGCUCCAAAGCCCUGGAGGUGGACGUCCUUCGGUUACCUCCUGCACCGUCUCCUCUGGACCCCAAGAAGCAGAAAAGCAGCCUUUCUCUGAGCGAGGCGCCCCCUAGAGGCCUGCCAAAGCGGCGCGGCCGUCAGCCCAGCCCUGAGCUGAGACACGCCACCUCAGACGACAACCUGUCCAGCAGCACCGGGGACGGACCCGGUCUGCAGGCGACCUGGACACGCCCACGGAACCGCCAGGUGGCCGCCAAGAACCAAACGCCUCGAGAGGUGGACUUCGAAGGUCGCCGCAAGAAGAGACGCUCACGCUCCUUCGAGGUCACUGGUCAAGCUCUGCCUCAAACCAAGACAAGCACAGCUCAGAGGUUCCGUCCUCUGGACAGCACGUCCGAUCCUCACCUCCACAUCCACGGCCAGCCCCCGGCCCCCACGCUGCGGCCCCAGUACAGAGGGGUCCCUCCUCUGGCCAAAGUCAGGCCUCCUCCCAGCAGCCAGCAGACAGGCUCUAAUCCAGAGUCCUCCACAGCCAACCUGAAUAACCUGAAGCGAGGGCCCCAGUUCCGGCAGCCUCAGCCCCUCCUCUACAUCACCACCACCGGCUCCGGGGCCCCGCGAACCCGCAGACACUGAGCCGACACCACAUCUACUCCCAGCACCAGCCAUAACACCGAACCAGCUGAGCCUGAAGGGGGAAACCUCUAAUCAUCCACCCUCAGCCCUGUACAAAUGAACUUCUAUCUCUCAGUGACUGACGUUAGUGAGACAGGAUGGAGGAGAUAAGCCAGACAGGAGCUGGAAGCCUCCACAGCUCUCCUGAGUGACGGCUGACGGCUCCUCACUCCUCCAGACCUCCAGACGUACAGUGCUUGUUCUGCUCUGUAGCUUGCUGUAGUGCUCAGUUCCUUCUGUUAUCGUCUUUCAGGAUGAUGUGAAGCUCGCUCUGAAUGCAGGAUGUAGUUUGUUCUUUAUGUGUGAUCUGUUUUUAAUGCUUGUCCUGAAGACCAGGUAAACGUCCCAGUAAUGAUGUAAAUAAAAAAGAGUCUUUGUUGGGACUUUAACAGAAGGUGAGACAAUAUUAAACUAAUCGGAAUGUAAAAGAAGUCAAAAUGUUCCAGCAUCAGUUCCUUUUAGUGAGGUAGUUUUAAUGACAUGCUGAUAUUUGAGGGGAAAAACAUGAUCAUCUAGAUUUUUGUGCAUUUCUGGCCCAGGUCUCUGCCUUUUCUUACCCAAAAUUCACUUGUUAAAUGUCAGGUGUGUGUAGAUACACAGAAUAGAUGACUGAGUUAAAUAAUGAAUUAUUUAACUGUUGCCUUUUCUUUUAUGUUAUUGUCAUUGUUUUCAUAAUUACUACUUUCUAUGCUUUAUUUUGUACAUUUUUUUAUUUGUACCCAAAUAAAUUUAAACGAAACACAUAAAA